AUGGCUCUGGUUCCCUCGGGCUCAGGCGGCGCGCCGGUGAUCGCCGAGGUGGAGAUGAACGGUGGCGCCGACCAGAGCUCUGCCACCGUACGCGCCACCGUCGUGCAGGCAUCCACCGUCUUCUACGACACCCCCGCCACUCUCGAUAAAGCAGAGAGAUUGAUAGCAGAGGCUGCUGGAUAUGGUUCACAGUUGGUGGUGUUCCUGGAAGCUUUUGUUGGUGGUUAUCCUCGUGGAUCCACCUUUGGCUUCGGGAUCAGUAUUAGUAUCACUAAUCCAAAAGACAAGGGAAAGGGUGAAUUCCAGAAGUAUUAUGCAGCCGCCAUAGACGUGCCUGAAAAACCUGCAGGUCCAGAGGUGACACGUUUAGCUGCUAUGGCUGGGAAAUAUAAGGUCUUUCUGGUAAUGGGUGUGAUUGAGAGAGAAGGUUACACACUGUAUUGUUCAGUGCUCUUCUUUGACCCUCUAGGUCGGUACCUGGGUAAGCACCGCAAGCUGAUGCCAACAGCAUUAGAACGGAUAAUAUGGGGAUUUGGAGAUGGAUCAACAAUUCCUGUUUAUGACACUCCACUUGGAAAGAUCGGAGCUCUUAUUUGCUGGGAAAACAAGAUGCCACUUUUGAGGACAGCACUGUAUGGUAAAGGUAUUGAGAUAUACUGCGCUCCCACGGCUGAUUCAAGGCCAGUUUGGCAAGCUUCCAUGACACACAUCGCCAUGGAGGGGGGAUGCUUUGUGUUGUCGGCAAACCAGUUCUGCCGCAGACAGGACUACCCUCCGCCAUCCGAGUACGCCUUUGCCGGUUUAGGAGAAGAGCCUUCUCCAGACACCGUUGUUUGCCCUGGAGGCAGUGUUAUCAUUUCGCCGUCGGGCGAAGUCCUGGCAGGUCCCAAUUACGACGGAGAGGCGCUCAUCACAGCCGACCUUGACAUGGGAGAGAUCGUUAGGGCCAAGUUUGAUUUUGACGUGGUGGGCCACUACUCUCGGCCUGAGGUGCUGAGCUUGGUAGUGGAUGACCAGCCGCACCGCCCGGUGUCAUUCACCUCUGCUGCGGAGAAGGCUCCGGCUGCCAAGAGCGACGGCACCGCAAAGCCCUGA
Molecule: messenger RNA, 1095 nt
Organism: Triticum turgidum subsp. durum (durum wheat)
Lineage: Eukaryota; Viridiplantae; Streptophyta; Magnoliopsida; Poales; Poaceae
Source: the annotation of a GenBank genome assembly